UUGUAUUGGACUCACACUUGCGAGCACUCCCGGAGGAUUUGCAAGCUUAGUCGAUCGCCAGCGUCAUCGCCUUCGCCUUUGCUUUGCUUAACCUUCUACUUCUGCUCGCUCGCUGUCUCGGACUCUUCCACCUAGAUCCCGUAUUGUUGCGAGUCCAGCAAUCAGAUGAGGUACAUUACUGGAGGGAGUUAGAUUUAGUGACACUGCAAAACGGGGUGAGGAAAGGAGGAGUGGGAGGAGUGGGAGGAGUCUAGACCGGGGAGUGAGUGAUGGCAGGGGCGGGCACUGCAGCGGGCACUGCAGCGGGCUGCUUGUGAAGACUCCGUGGUAGAAUGGUGAUGUUGAAGCUUUAGUUGGAUGGUGAUGGUGACGGGGAUGGUGAGUGAAGGGAGUUUCGAGAUUUGAUCGGAUCUUGGAUCGUUGCCCUAGGGUGGAUUGCGUUUCGAGCAAUUGCCUCUGUUCCGGGCUUGGGCUUGGUUUAGAGGUUGGAUGAGGUGACGACGACGAGUGUCGGGAGCUGAGUGAGGUUGUUCGGACGAGGAGUGAGAUUGAGCAGUGAAGAGGUGUAGAUCGGGUUUGUCGUCAGGAUGGGGGACAGUAAAGCUGCGACGGAGCGGUUCGUGGGAGUUAUGGAGAAUUUGAUUACAGUCGCGGAGGCUAUGUCGCAAGCCAGUGCUGUGUUGGCAGACCAGGAAGGAGAUGCGACUACAGCGUCGACGUCGUUUCUCAGUGCCAUUGCACUAGGGAAUGUGAGUGCUGGAAAGUCAGCUGUUCUCAACAGCCUUAUUGGUCAUCCCGUCCUGCCGACUGGGGAAAAUGGUGCUACUCGUGCCCCGAUCAUUAUUGAUAUGGAGCGGGAUAAAUCUGGUAGACCUGGAGGGUUGGCAGUUGUUUUGGAAGGAAGAACGCAGAAUGUCUCCGCCAGUGAUAUUAGGCACUCACUUCAAGGUCGUUUGAAGAGUGUCAGUUCUUCCAAGGGAAGGGGUGACGGGAUCCGUCUCACGCUGCGUUCAAACUCAGGUCCUCCAUUGAAGUUGAUAGAUCUUCCUGGAAUUGAUUCUCGGGGAUCCAUUGAUGACUCACCUGCACAUGAUCUGGCUGCCAAUAAUGAUACCAUAUUGCUUGUUGUGAUUGCUGCUACGUCCUGUAGGGACGUGGCUGUGAAUCGAGCUUUGAAACUGGCUCAAGAGUUGGACUCAGAUGGUUCACGAACUAUUGGUGUAAUCAGCAAAGUCGAUCAAGCCGCUUCAGAUCCGAGAAGCUUGGCUGCUGUGAAUGCUCUUAUUUCUGGUCAAGGUCCUUCUAACACUCAGGACAUGCCUUGGGUUGCUCUAAUUGGCCAGUCCGUCUCAAUAGCAGCUGCUCAUUCUAGUUCUGAAGAUCCGCUGGACACAGCGUGGAAGGCUGAAAUGGAAUCGUUGAAUUCUAUUUUGAAAGGUGCCCCACCAGCGAAAUUAGGGCGAAUUGCCUUGUUGGAAACCUUGGCUAGUAAAAUCCAGUCUCGGCUGAAACAGCGUAUUCCAAACCUUCUUUCUGGGUUGGAGGGAAAGUCGCAAAUGGUGAAUGAGGAGUUAGCAAGGCUUGGGGAACUAAGAGUAACCAGUUCAGAAGGCACCGUUGCAGUUGCACUGGAGUUGUGUCGGGAGUUUGAAGAUAGAUUUUUAGCCCAUAUUAACACUGGAGAAGGGCAAGGUUGGAAAAUCGUGGCAAGUUUUGAAGGUGUGCUGCCUAAAAGGAUUAAGGGUCUGCCGCUUGAUCAGAUGUUCGAGAUCAGCAGUAUUAAAAAGUUGGUACUUGAAGCAGAUGGAUAUCAGCCAUACCUCCUGUCACCUGAAAAAGGUUUGAGAGCAAUCAUUAAAAAGGCCUUGGAGUUGGCCAAAGAGCCGGCAAAGUCUUGUGUAGAUGAGGUCCAUCGUGUUCUUGUGGACAUAGUAUCAGCUUCUGCAAGUGGAACUCCGGGGUUAGGAAGAUAUCCUCCCUUGAAGAGAGAGAUUGUCUCAAUCGCCAGUGCAGCUUUGGAGGGAUACAGGAUUGAAGCCAAGAAUAUGGCCGUUGCUCUUGUUGAUAUGGAGCGCGUAUUCAUUCCACCUCAACACUUUAUUAGACUAGUUCAACGCAGGAUGGAAAGGGCUCAGAAACUGGAUACUCUACAGGGAGUGCAGUCAAAGAAAGCUCAAGAAGCCGAGCAAUCCUUGCUGAGUAAGGCAACUGCUCUAGUAAGUACCAAGAAAGAGGAGCCCAAAAAGGAUGCCCCACCAGUGUUGCAGACCAUCGGCGAUAAUUCUGCUGGUUACUUGUUGAAGAAAAGUGACAAGAAUGAGUGGGCCAAGCGCUGGUUUGUACUUAACGAGAAGACGUGCAAGCUAGCAUAUACCAAAAAACCUGAAGAACGAAAUUUCCGAGGUGUAAUUGCUUUGGAGGAGUGUAUUCUGGAAGAUGGUCCCGAGCAGUCUGGAGCUGAGGAGUCCAAUGGCAAAUCAUCCAAGAGUAAGUCGUCAUCUAAUGGAACAUCGGAGAAAGAAGAUCCCACGGCUAGCUUGAUCUUCAGAGUGAGUCAUAAAGUGGCGUACAAAACACUUCUUAAAGCGGAGCAUUCAGUUCAUUUGAAGGCUGAAACCAUGGCCGAGAAGCUUGAAUGGAUGUCCAAGCUUAAAGCUUGCAUUGAUUCGAGCAGUCAAGGCGAAUCAGUUAAAUCUUCCAAGGAUUCAGUUCGGUCAUCUAAGGAUUCGGAUAAUAACUCAUCUGUACGCCCAGGAUCGACUGAUGCGUCCUCAGAUACUUCCACUGUUCUUCGAAGACCUACAGAUCCUGAAGAGGAUUUAAGACUCAUGGCACAGGAAGUUAGAGAUUAUGUUGAGGCAGUUUUGAACAGUCUGGCAGCCAAUGUUCCCAAAGCAGUGGUCCUUUGCCAAGUGGAGAGAGCUAAGGAUGCUAUGCUUAACCAACUUUACAGCUCCAUCAGUAGUAUGGCGACUGCAAGAAUUCAAGAACUAUUAAUGGAGGAUCAAGAGGUCAAGGCGCGUCGAGAGAAGGCCCACAAACAAGCAGCAGCCUUAGCGAAGUUGACCAAGACACUGGGCUUGCAUGAAGCUCGUGCAUCUGCUGCAUCUGUUGACGAUUCAAGCUCGGACUCCAAAGCCGACGGUGCCGUAGAGGGGGCGGAGGAUUGGCGCGUAGCUUUUCAGGAAGCAGCAGUCAGGCCUUCCCAAUCACCUUCACGAUCAUCUAGAAAUGAGUCUCCUAUGAAUGGCCGGAGUUCCCGGAACAUCAACAGCGACAACGGUGAUGUGGGCGCUAGUCGUCGAACACCAGGUCGAACUCCACCACCUCCUCCCCCAGGUAGUGGCUCCAUGUAUAAAUACUAGAAGGAUUUUGGUUUUUACAAAUGGUCCGAUUUAUGUGGAUCUUCUGGAAAAUGCUGCAACUAAAAGAUUUGCGGCUCCUCUAGACUGCAGACAGAACGAGACAUCAGAUUUUUACGUGCAUGGUCUGUAUUCUGUUGCUAGCUUCGUUUUAACAUGUUCAUCAGCAACAGAUACAGCUUAGGUGGCAUUAAUUCUUUUCCUGCUGUCAUGUGGGGUCAAGAGUGGGCGUUGUCAUCGCCAAGCCCUGUGCCGUGUUAUUUCAUUUUGAGCAAACCCAUUAUUUCUUCAUUAUAUAAUUCGCUCCACAUUCAUCUAU
Molecule: messenger RNA, 3681 nt
Organism: Physcomitrium patens
Lineage: Eukaryota; Viridiplantae; Streptophyta; Bryopsida; Funariales; Funariaceae
Product: dynamin-2A
Cellular component (GO): microtubule; membrane; cytoplasm
Molecular function (GO): microtubule binding; GTP binding; GTPase activity
Source: RefSeq, a predicted model, not a curated record